This is a messenger RNA of Leucoraja erinaceus (little skate), 2350 nucleotides long. It is a transcript of the gene dnajb12a, whose product is annotated as DnaJ heat shock protein family (Hsp40) member B12a. The transcript is spliced from 8 exons. The coding region runs from base 74 to 1201 and encodes 375 amino acids. The record is from RefSeq and is a predicted model, not a curated record. Gene Ontology annotation, cellular component: endoplasmic reticulum membrane. Lineage: Eukaryota; Metazoa; Chordata; Chondrichthyes; Rajiformes; Rajidae. Gene Ontology annotation, biological process: cellular response to misfolded protein. Gene Ontology annotation, molecular function: Hsp70 protein binding.
GCUCGGGUGUUUCCGGCGGCGAGUGCGAGUGCGCCGAGCACGGCGGCAGUGACCGUUCAGCCCAAAGCCCGGGAUGGAAGGGAACCGAGAUGAGGCGGAACGCUGCACGGAGAUCGGUUUGAACGCGCUGAAACACGGCAACAGGGAGGAGGCGCUCAAAUACUUGCGGAAGGCCCAGAAGUUAUACCCGACGGACAGAGUUAAAGAUGUGAUAGAGUCUUUGACACAGAAUGGCUAUCCAUCUGGUAACUUCAAGCCAACAGAGGGCUCAGAGUCAUCAGAAUGUCACCAAAGGAAGGGAGGCAAGUUUGCUGGCUCCAGUCCUGGAGAGGCGGCUGGAGAAACGGGUAAAACCUAUACAGUCGACCAGCUCGAGGCUGUGAAAAGAAUAAAAAAAUGUAAAGAUUACUAUGAAAUCCUGGGGCUAACCAAAGAAGCCUCAGAGGAUGACUUGAAGAAAGCCUACAGAAAACUAGCUUUAAAGUUUCAUCCCGAUAAGAACCAGGCACCAGGAGCAACAGAGGCAUUCAAAGCCAUUGGGAAUGCAUAUGCAGUGCUCAGCAAUCAAGACAAGAGGAAACAGUACGACAUAUAUGGCGAUGAACGACAGGCUACAAACAGGCACAGUCACGGUCCCACGGACUAUCACAGAGGGUUUGAAGCAGACAUCUCACCUGAAGACCUCUUCAAUAUGUUCUUUGGUGGUGGAUUCCCCUCUGGUAAUGUACAUGUAUAUAGUAAUGGGCGAAUGCGUUACACAUACCACAGACCUGAGCGACGAGAACAACAUGGCGACGGUGGGUUGGCACUCUUUGUGCAAUUAAUGCCAAUCUUGAUCCUGGUCAUUGUCUCUGUGAUCAGUCAGAUGAUGGUAUCAAGCCCUCCCUACAGUCUGAGCCAUAGGCCGUCCAUUGGUCACAUUCACAGAAGGGCAACGGAAGUACUGAACGUGCACUAUUUUGUGGCAGAAAAAUUUGCAGAAGAAUAUACAGGACAGAACUUGAAGAUGGUAGAACGGAAUGUAGAAGAGGACUUUAUUGCAAAUUUACGGAAUAACUGCUGGAAAGAGAAACAACAGAAAGAGGGAUUGUUGUACCGUGCCCGAUAUUUUGGAGACGUCGAUCUUUACCAGAAAGCCCAGAAAAUGAGCACACCAAGCUGUACCAGACUAUCAGAAGUUCAGGCAUCCCUACAUGCAUAGGAUGGAGUUUACCACAAUAAUAACCAGAGACCAGGUAUGUACAAUAUGCACCAUUAUUCAUUUACUACAUCUGCUAAGGUAUCUGCUAUGAGAAACACAGUAAUACAUUGCAAAGACUCAAAAACAAGCUCCUGAGAUUACCCAAAACAAAAAAAGGAAAAUACUGAAAGUAUUCAGUGGGUAAGGCAGCAUCCAUGGGGAAACAUUUCAUUUUGUUCCUUGCUGCUGCUUGACCUGCUGAGUGCUGCCAGUAAUUUCAAUGUUUUGUAUUUUCAGUGUCUGCAGUUUGUUGCUUCAAUUACUGAAUUACCAGUUGGUUUGUGUGCAUGAAACAGAGUUCCCUUGCCCACCCUGCAGAGCAGUGCAGGUAAAUCCUAGCAUUCAGGCACAUUGUCAUGGGUUGAAACUUCCAGAUCUUCAAAGCUCCAACUGAAGAUUAUGCAAUCUCUAUUUGAAAACAUUCAUAUUGCUGAAAACAAACGGUUUCAGUUUCACUUUCUUUGUCUGCAAUUUAAUGUUUGGAUCAAAUUAUUGUAACACGUAUUCUGCUUAUCUUGAUUAUAGAAGGACUGAUAGAAUAAGGAAAAGGCAUCUUCAAAGAUAUUUAAAGGAUUGAAUUGAAAUAACAGUUUGUUUAGAAAGUUUGGACGAUAUAAGUAAUCUGGAUUUGUGGAAUGAAUGCUGUGCUGUUUUCAAAUUAUCUGUUCCUUUUUUGUCUUUUCACUUAAUUUAGCGAUAGAGACGAUUACUAAAAAAAAAACUUUUGAAAUUUGUCUUAACACUGGAUUUUGAUUAGCCAGCAACACUGCUGAAAAUACUCACAGCCUUAGGAGCUCCCAAAUACUGAACUGUUUCACAUGAACUGGAUCAAGAGGCCCCGAGAUCUCUUGGACAGCACCCUGCUGUGUAAACUACAAUACAGUGGAUUUGGUCAGAGACUGAGUCAACCAAGAGAAGAGAUAUGACUACGCAUGAACCAAGUUUGUACAUGUGCACUAGUCACUUCUAAUGGAACAAAUCAACAAAUGUGUUAAAUUAAUGAUUUGGAAAUUAUUUAUAGUUGUAUAUACAUUGUACUUUAUGCGGGGGCUGAAAUCAGUUGUAACUUAUUUUGCUCUUCUAUAGAAAUAAAUCUGUACCGUGACAAUU